Messenger RNA from Scophthalmus maximus (turbot), 2177 nucleotides. It is a transcript of the gene apol, whose product is annotated as apolipoprotein L. The coding region runs from base 120 to 1886 and encodes 588 amino acids. The record is from RefSeq and is a predicted model, not a curated record. Gene Ontology annotation, molecular function: lipid binding. Lineage: Eukaryota; Metazoa; Chordata; Actinopteri; Pleuronectiformes; Scophthalmidae. Gene Ontology annotation, biological process: lipoprotein metabolic process; lipid transport. Gene Ontology annotation, cellular component: membrane; extracellular region. The transcript is spliced from 4 exons.
AGAAAGUGAAACCUACCAGACAAAGAGUCACCGGCAGGUUUCCUACCCGGUGCUGCUGGUUCGGCUCAUCGGCGACAAAAAGUUCAGAAACAACUCACAAGUUUCUUAAACUUCAUCAGAUGGACCGCGGCGAGGAUCUGGAGCUGGAGGCGGAGGAGGAGAUGGAGGAGAUGUCUGCUGCGAGGAAGGAGCUGCGGGAGGUUCUGUGCCGCUACGUCACAGGAACCCUGGUCGACGUCGACACCGUGACGGGAUUCUGUGAGAAACUCUCCAAGUGGCUGCUCUGGAGGGAGACGGAGUUGAACAUGAUGAUGGACGUCAAAGUCAGGGCGGACGCCGUGGAACUGGGCAUCGGCCACGUGACCCGGUCGGAGAACAGAGGUAAGGCCUUGUGGGAGUACCUGAGGAGCAAGGUGACGCAGGUGACUGCCCACAGCCGGCGGGCGGCGCUGGAGGAGGAGCUGGCCGCCGUGCUCAAGGACACGCUGGGCGGCCUGGAGAAGCUCGACCGCUUCCUGGAUGCGGUGGAGAAGCUGGCGGUCACCUCGCUGCACGUGUUCACCGAGAACCAGGCGACGCGUCUGUCGGAAAGCAUCCGCCUCGGACGCGUUCGCGACGCCAUCGCCGCCGCGCGGCUCGUCUGCCCCCUGCUGCUGGAGUUCAGACGAGACGCCGGCGCCUUCUUCCUGCCCCGACUUCACAAUGUGGAGGUGCUGGCGUACGAGUUGGACAAAUACCUGCGGACCACCCAGACAAUCUGCGAGACGCUAAUGAAAAGCUCCCUCAGUGACGUUCACCUGAAGACGACUGUGGAAACUGCAGUGAAGUUGGACGUGGAUCUGUCUGAGGACGACGUGCGGAUGAUGCUCGACCACAUUCAUCAGCUUGAUGAGAUCAGGACCAACCAGCACUUCAGGACAGUGUUCCUGUUCCAGGAGGAAUCAUGUUGCGGCUUCAUCACUGAGUUCAGCGAGCGACGGCCCGGGAUGCUGCAGUUUCUCUCCGACAUGGAGGAGAGUGCGGUCCGGCUCGACAGGAUGCAUCUGGGGGCGAAGAUCUCCAGCGUUGCCGGCAGCUCGGUGGGAGCGGUCGGAGGUGUGCUCUCCAUCGUCGGGUUGGCGUUGAUUCCUGUGACGCUAGGAGCGUCGGCCGCCCUGAUGCUGACAGGGGUCGGUCUGGGAGUCACCAGCGGCGUCAACAGCGCCGUCACCACCGCCACCGAGAUCGGAGUCAACAACACACAACAAAAUAAAGCCAGCCAAGCUUUGCAGAGCUUCAUGAAGGAUGUGCAGAGCCUCCAGGAUUGUCUGGACAAGGUGACCAGUCAAACCGUCUCCAAGAUGGAAAAUAGUGUGAUUGACACGACUCUGGGCGUGAGCAACGUUCUUGUUAAAGCCGGAGUUAUUGGGAAAGGCAUAGAUGCAAUAGUUGAUUUAGCCUCUGCGCCUAAGUUCUUGCAAAGUGAAGAGGUGAUUGCGGGUGUUGGCAUGGCGGUGGCCCAGGAGGGUCAAGCAUUACGUAACGUACCCAGGGUGGCGUCAGACAUCCCCGACAUCGGUCAGGCAGUAGCCAAAGGGCCCCUCGCUUUCUCCAGGUCAGCCAGGGCAGGUUUCAUCACACUCAACGCUCUCUUCCUCGGCAUGGACAUCUUCUUCAUCUGUAAAGACAGCAUCAGUCUGGCCAAAGGCAGCAAGAACGAGGUGUCACAGCUCAUCAAGGCCAGAGCGGCACUCUGGAGCUCAGAGAUGGACUCGUGGCAGAAGAUCCACGACUCCCUGAGCCAGGGCCUGGAAACAUCAGAGAAAAAAAGAAUUACUCUGGAGACGCCAUUUUAUCCAGAGAUGCAAAGGGAGGCAGAUACGGAAGUUCCAGCAUGUGAGGCCUGAACGAGAAGAAGUUUUGUUUAACACGACAAUUUAUGCACUCACCAAGUCUUUUCAUCAAGAUGCCAAAUCAAUUUUAUGUCUAUGCAAAUCCAACUCUGUUUAUAUAUCUCACUGAUUAGCAUCCAGCAUCCACCAAAUUUAAGCUGUUGGAAUAAUUAGCUCCUGAUAUUAAACCUCGAGUGUGCAGCGGUGUGGGAGGAAACACCAUGAAUAGCAGCAAUCAAAUAUGCAAGAAUGUGGAACGGCCAGGAGGGCCAGGGGGGCCAGGGGGGCCAGGAGAGCCAGGGGGGC